AUGGUCGGACUUAUGAUCUUUGCUUCUGUUUUCAUAGCUGCUAGUAUGGUACAUUUGUCGGUGGCAACUGAAGAAAUGUGCUCAAAAUUUUCGUAUGAAAAAGAAAUUAUUGCAAACAUGCUUAAUAUGGAACUCAAAGUUGAAAAAUUGGAACAAGACGCCAAGAAGAGAAACGAAGAUAUUGUAACAAUGCUUGACGCUCAGAAGAAAGAAAUGGAGAAGUUUGCAAAUGACAACAAAAAUCUUCGAGAUAUUUUUGUAGUUGUGAUGGAAAACAAAACAGCAGCAGUUAACAGAUUUCUUGAGGAUAAAGUGGUAAACAAAUUUGAUGACAAAAUAGCAGAAGUUGAUGAUGCGUUGAAAAUUGUUAACGGAAAAAUUGAUGAUGUAUUAAAAGAAACUGCUGAAAUAGGACUGACAAAGCCAAUAAUUGCAUUCUCAGCAUAUGUUAAGGAGCAAAAGAUACAUAUACCUCAAAACCAAAUCAUUGUCUUCAAUUCCAUAAUAACUAAUGUAGGGAACGGAUAUAACAGUGCAUCUGGUAAAUUUGUCGCCCCUGUCGCCGGCUAUUAUGUAUUGUCUUGUAGUCUCCGAUCUUGGAAUGACGAAGAGUUUUGGGCUAGUAUUGAUGUAAACAACUCAUUGAAAGCACGUCUGAAUGAAAAGGGUGUACCUUCAAGGCAUGGAAUGACCAGUCAAACUAUCAUUGUGGAGUUGAAAGCAAAUGAUGUUGUUUCCGCUAAGGCAUAA
Molecule: messenger RNA, 750 nt
Organism: Ruditapes philippinarum (Manila clam)
Lineage: Eukaryota; Metazoa; Mollusca; Bivalvia; Venerida; Veneridae
Exons: 2
Coding region: 1-750 (249 amino acids)
Molecular function (GO): protein binding
Source: RefSeq, a predicted model, not a curated record